Doryrhamphus excisus (bluestripe pipefish) is the source of this 2259-nucleotide messenger RNA. Its product is annotated as toll-like receptor 5. The record is from RefSeq and is a predicted model, not a curated record. Gene Ontology annotation, molecular function: protein binding. Lineage: Eukaryota; Metazoa; Chordata; Actinopteri; Syngnathiformes; Syngnathidae.
GACCGUAAACAAUGUUUUGCAAAUCUGUAGAUAUGAGGCAACAUAAGGGAAAUUCCGUGGAACGUCAUGUUUACGCUUGAGGGUCAAUCCAAUGUCCAUAAAAACAAGUACAAUCUGAGGCUGGCUAUUUCACUGAAAAGCGGCAUGAUGACGGGGUUGUUGGCCUUUCCUGUGCUCUUCGUCUUCAUUUUACAACAGGCUCCAGGCUGCCACUGUUCCUGCUUCAUAGCAGGUCCUGUAGCCAACUGUGCCCUCAAGAACCUGUAUUGGGUUCCCGUUCUGCCUCCCAACAUCACCCACCUCUACCUGGAGAUGAACCACAUCGCAGAGCUCAACGCUACCUCUUUGUCUGGCCUUGAGUUGCUACAAGAACUGGACCUGGGUCGUCAGUAUUCCCCGCUUGUGAUUCGAGACCAUACAUUCACCGGACAAAGACACCUCAAGAAGUUGGUUCUUGGUUUCAAUAUCGGUCUUCGGCUGGAGCCUCAGGCCUUUUUGGGCUUGUCCAGUUUGCAGAGCCUGCACCUGGAUUACUGUUCUCUUCCAGAUUCCAUCCUGCAGGGCGACUAUCUGAAGCCACUGACGUCAUUGGAGACUCUGGAUCUCUGCGCCAACCAAAUAAAGAGACUCCAGCCUUCUCUGUUUUUUACCAACAUGACCAAUCUGAAACAUCUGAACCUGAAGCUAAAUCAAAUCAACAAAAUAUGUGAACCUGACUUGGCUGCUUUUCAAGGGAAACACUUUGAAUCCUUGAAUUUGGACUCAAACAACGUCAACGCCCGUGAUAGCAUUGACUGGCACGAUUGUGGGAAUCCUUUCAGAGGACUAUCCUUCACAACCCUUGACUUGUCCUAUAACGGCUUAAGUAUAGCCAAUUUAAAGCAGUUUUUUAAAGCCAUUCAAGGUACGAAGAUCUCCCAUCUUAAGCUAUCAGGACACAUUGGUAGAGGAUUCUCAUUCAGCAACCUCCAGGAUGUAGACAGGAGCACAUUUGAAGGCCUCAUGAGCAGUUCUGUCAGCUUUUUGGAUCUGUCUAAAAACAGAAUAUUUGCACUUCAUACGGGAGUAUUCAGUCUACUACCAGACGUAAACAUCAUUGACCUCCAUGGAAACAAAGUCAAUCAGAUACACCAAAAUACUUUUGAGGGCCUAGAAGGUUUGAAACUGCUUAAUUUGUCUUAUAAUUUGCUCGGGGAAAUCUAUUCUCAUAGUUUUGCUCAUCUAAUAAACCUACGAGUGUUGGACUUAUCUAAUAAUCACAUCGGCGCGUUGGGCUAUCAAGCAUUUCAAGGACUUUUGAGUUUAAAAAUAUUACAAUUGACAGGAAACUCACUUCGGCAGCUUGGUUUCCCAAGCUCUCUGCCGAGUUUAAACCUUCUCGAUUUGAAGGAUAAUAGAUUAAAAGCAACGUACGAUAUUUCCGCAUUUGCCCCGAAUGUGGAAUACUUAAACAUUGAAGGCAACAGGUUGGAGGACCUGCAGAUGUUUAACCUGAAACAACUCCAGCAGCUUUUCUACGGAGACAACCCAAUCAAAUGCUGCACCACGCCACAAGUGGUGAGCAACGUUGCGGUUUUAGAUCUCCACAGCAUCAACCUGCAGUCCGCUUGGUCUCAAGGCAGAUGCCUCGACAUCUUCAACCAUCUCACUCAGUUGUUGUCACUGAACUUGAGCUCCAACGCCUUACGCGUUCUUCCUGAAGGCAUCUUCAAGUCUCUCACCUCACUGGUGGAGCUGGAUCUCUCGUCUAACGCUUUAACGCAUCUCCAACCACGUGUAUUUCCCAACGGCCUGAAAUCACUUCAUCUGGCAGAUAACUUCAUAGCAUCUCCUGACCCGGCCGCCUUCCGUUCUCUCGGCUUCCUGGAUUUAAAGAUGAACCGAUUCCACUGUGACUCAAACCUGAGGGGCUUCUUGACGUGGAUGAAGGAAACAAAUGUAACCUUCUUGAAUUCUGUUGAGGAUUUCAGGUGUGAACAUCCUGUUGGUUUCCGUGAAGUUCGUCUUUUGGAUUACUACACAUCUUCUGGCCACUGAAAGCACUUUAAUAGUAGGGGUGAGAAUGAUUUAGAGAGAUUUAGCGGUCAGAGAAAACUAGGGAAUGAUGCCUGGAACAAUAAUAACGCAAUAAAUUAAUCACAAUCUGCCUAAUCUGCCGCGGCCUCCUGGUGGGUGAUUCAUUUUUGCAAAUAUUAUUUUUUUUAUUAUUUUCAUUGUAAAAUAUUUGUUGCAUGAUUAAAACAAUAUUUACAGGCCUAA